AUGUUCGGCCGCGCAGUUCAGAGACGGCUCUCGCUGCCCCUCAGAUUCAAACCAACCCCAGUGCGCCGCUGGUAUGCAUCCGUACCAGCAGCCCAGGACCUAACUGUCCACGGCGAGCGACUGUGGUUCUGCAUCAACUACGUCGCCAAAUACAGCGCCCCGUCCCCCGGCGGGGUAACGCGUCUCUGCGCCGACGAGCACGACAAGCUCGCCCGCGACUGGUUCCGGAAACAAGUCCUCCAGCUCGGGGCCGAGUACAGCGUCAACGCAACAGGGACGCAAUUCGCCAAGUUCGCCGGCGAAGAUGAUACGAUACCGCCCAUUGCCAUGGGCAGCCAUCUCGACACCGUUGCUACGGGGGGCAGGUUUGAUGGUGCGCUGGGGGUUCUUUCCGGCAUUGAAGUGAUUCGCAGUUUCAGGGAGCAGGGGAUCAAGACGCGCGCGCCGCUGGUGCUGAUAAACUGGACGAAUGAAGAGGGCGCGCGGUUCUUCCCUCCUCUUGGAUCAUCGAGUGUGUAUGCAGGACAGUCGAGUGUUGACGCAGCCCACGCGUCGCUGUCGAAUGAUAACGUGGGCAUCACGAUGGGCAGCGAGCUCGCCAGAAUCGGAUACGUCGGCAACGGCCCGAAUACAUUUGAAGAGUUCCCGCUCUCCGCGCAUUUCGAAGUACACGUUGAACAGGCGCGGGAUCUAGAGAAAGCCGGGAAACCUGUUGGUUGGGUUGAAGGGUGGAACGGGAUAAGUUAUCAUGAAGUCGUAUUCACAGGCGAGGACGGGCACGCGAAUACGUAUCCCAUGCACGGGCGACGCGACGCCUUGACUGGUGCCGCGAAGCUGAUUAUCCAGCUCGAGACGUUGGCGUAUGCCCGGAAUGGAUACACCACUGUAGUCAGUAUUGAAAGCGGUCCUCGGGGAACGGCCAAUAUCCAGUCGAAGACGAAGCUGGUUUUCUGCCUCAUGCACAAGGAGGCAGAGGGGCUGGAGAACAUGGGCGCUGAUAUCGCGCGGUCAAUUCAAGGCGUUGCUGCGAUGCAUGGGCUGGACUAUACCCUGAACCGACUAAUUCACCUUCCACCGGGUGAUUUCUGGCCGGAGGCUAUUGACAGUGUACGCCAGGCCUGUGGUGACAAGGGCAUUGGCUCUCGUACUGGCACUGGACAUGACUCGACCAUGACCAGCCUGAAGUGCCCAACGGGCAUGAUCUUUGUGCGAAGCAAGGAUGGGAUCAGCCACAGUGCGAAGGAAUGGAGCAACGAGCAGGAUUGCGCAGAGGGGGCGCUGGCAUUGGGCAGGGCAGCUAUCAUCCAGGGACCUCAAUAUCGGUUUACCCUGCUUAGCGAACGCCUCAUCCGGUUCGAAUGGGCAGAAGACGGCCAGUUCGAGGACCGAGCAUCGACAUUCGCCAUAAACCGCGAAUUCCCAAAACCCAAUUUCCGAGUCGUCGAUGGCGACGAACUACAGGUUAUAACAGACCAUUUCCUUGUAAGCUACACCAAAGAGAAGUUCAGCCCCCAGAGCCUCGUCUUCCACUUCAACGGCAAGAGCAUCAAGUACGGCUCGCCAUGGCGGUUUGGGACACCGGCGGAGUUCAAUCUCGGAGGGACGGCGAGAACCCUGGACGGUGUCGAUGGACGGUGUGAUAUGGGAGAGGGUGUUCUCUCGAAAGCAGGAUAUGCGGUCAUCGACGACUCAAAGAGCAUGCUGUUCGACGACUCGGGCUUCGUAGCUCCGAGACGCUCUGGGGAUCGAUUCGACUGUUACCUCUUCUGCUAUGGACGAGACUACAAGGACGCCGUUAAAGCGUUGUAUGCAGUUUCAGGGAAGCAGCCUGCCAUUCCACGCCAUGUCCUGGGAAACUGGUGGAGUCGGUACUACGCCUACCACCAGGACGAGUACGUGGCGUUGAUGGACAAGUUCCGCGCCCACGAUAUUCCAUUGUCUGUUGCUGUGCUUGACAUGGACUGGCAUUAUGUCUCUGACGAGCGUGUUCCCCAUGCCGGGUGGACGGGGUAUACCUGGAAUAAGGAUCUCUUCCCUGACCCAGUCAAGUUCAGAAAAGAGCUGCACGAGAGGUAUCUGCAGAUAACACUCAACGACCAUCCCCACGGCGGAAUCCACGCCAAUGAAGACGCAUAUGAGGAGAUGGCAAAAUUCUUAAACCACGAUACCACCGACAAGAACCCGAUCCUCUUUGACCCAGCAAGUCCCGAAUUCAUGAAAGCCUAUUUCAGUAUUCUACACCGCAAACUCGAGAAGCAAGCCUGCGACUUCUGGUGGGUCGACUGGCAGCAGGGCCCAUACUCCAAAAUCCCAAACUUCGACCCUCUCUGGCUUCUCAACCACUUCCAGUACCUCGACAGCGCACGAGAGGGACGCAUCCCGUUGAUAUUCUCCCGGUACGGCGGCCCAGGGAGUCAUCGAUACCCCAUCGGCUUCUCCGGGGACACAGUCGUAACCUGGUCCUCUCUCGCAUUCCAACCCGAAUUCACAGCCACAGCGUCUAAUAUCGGAUACGGAUGGUGGAGCCACGACAUCGGGGGACAUAUCCGGGGUAUUCGCGACGACGAGCUACUGGCACGGUGGACUCAACUCGGUGUAUUUUCACCAGUCAUGCGCCUGCACUCAACAUCCUCGAGGUGGAUGUCUAAAGAACCCUGGCUAUAUGGCGACGAGUGCAUGCGCUCAAUGUCCCUCUUCCUACGCUUCAGACACCGCUUAGUACCCUAUCUAUACACGCAGAGCAUCCUCGGCUCUAGCGCCGACGAACCCCUGAUCCAGCCCAUGUACUGGUCGUACCCGCAUAGAAACGAAGCAUACGAAGUCCCGAGCCAGUAUUUCCUCGGCCGGGACCUUCUUGUUGCGCCGAUAGUCCAGCCGCGCGAUAGACGCACUGGUCUUGCUUCUGUUAGGGCUUGGUUGCCCCCGAAAGGACGCUUCGUUGAUUUAUUCUCCGGGGCGGUUUAUGAUGGUGGCAGGGGCGCUACCUUUUAUCGGUCUAUUGAGCAGUACCCUGUUCUUGUCCCCGAGGGGUCGAUAAUUACAUUGGACGGGGAUGCGGUUCCUCGGAAUGGAUGUCUGAAUCCUGAUGUGCUUGAGAUCAUAGUUGUGGUCGGGCAGGAUGGAGAAACAACCUUGAUUGAAACGGUAGAAGAUAAUACCUUCAACGGGGCAUCUAAUCCACACCGCGACCUGAAACAGCGAGAGAUAUCCAUCAAGUUCCAGCAGCAAAAGGGCGAACUGGUUAUCUCAGGAAUGCAACGGCGAUGCAUCGUCCGAUUCCUAGGGCUAGACUCGAUCCCAGCGGACUUGAACCUCGCGAUACCCAGCGACGAGAACGCUGAUAUAUCUGUCUCGAAAUUAGGACAUUCCGCUCCGUGCCUUUCCGUGGAUAUCCCGCCAUUGAAACCAGACGUGGAUAUUGUGAUUAACCUCGUGCAGAACCCGCAGCUUGCGGUGCAGGACCAUACACCCGCUCUUGAGGAGUUGAUUCGCGGGUAUCAGAUUGAGUUUGGGCUCAAGGAUCGGUUGUGGAAUGCCAUCGAGCAAGGCAAGGGGCAGCCGUUGAAGAUUAUUUCGUCGUUGUUGGCGUUGGGGUGUGAUGAUGCUGUUGUUGGUCCGCUGGUUGAACUUGUUUCGGCGGAUGGGAGAUCUUAG
This is a messenger RNA of Aspergillus versicolor CBS 583.65, 3654 nucleotides long. RefSeq lists its product as uncharacterized. NCBI's taxonomy places the organism in Eukaryota, Fungi, Ascomycota, Eurotiomycetes, Eurotiales, Aspergillaceae. Gene Ontology annotation, molecular function: hydrolase activity, hydrolyzing O-glycosyl compounds; hydrolase activity, acting on carbon-nitrogen (but not peptide) bonds, in linear amidines. The transcript has 4 exons. Bases 1 to 3654 code for a protein of 1217 amino acids. Gene Ontology annotation, biological process: carbohydrate metabolic process. The record is from RefSeq and is a predicted model, not a curated record.